Molecule: messenger RNA, 1347 nt
Organism: Melanotaenia boesemani (Boeseman's rainbowfish)
Lineage: Eukaryota; Metazoa; Chordata; Actinopteri; Atheriniformes; Melanotaeniidae
Gene: slc25a15a
Product: solute carrier family 25 member 15a
Exons: 7
Coding region: 222-1133 (303 amino acids)
Biological process (GO): mitochondrial L-ornithine transmembrane transport
Molecular function (GO): L-ornithine transmembrane transporter activity
Source: RefSeq, a predicted model, not a curated record
AGUGCAGAUACACACACGUAUAUAUUAUAUGGCUGAGACGCUCAUUUCUUACGCACAAGAGCUGCCUGGGCUGUCUUCAACGCAAAAUUUCUGGGGACUGUUCUGUCAAAUUUGAUGAUUUAUUAACUGGUUGUAACAUUUAGAGACACGUGCAGCAGUGAGGGAGACAAAGAUAAACACGACUAAUACUAAUCCGUAUUAAGGGAAAAGCAGGUGUCAUCAUGGCGCCCCACCCUCUAAUCCAGGCAAUCAUUGACUUCUCUGCUGGAGCAAUUGGUGGGACAGCCUGUGUCCUGAGCGGCCAGCCAUUUGACACAGCCAAGGUGAAGAUGCAGACAUUUCCUAGCAUGUACCGUGGAUUCAUCCACUGUUUCAUUUCAACCUUCAGACAGGUGGGACUCCGUGGCCUCUACAAAGGCACAACCCCAGCCCUCAUAGCCAACAUCACCGAAAACGCUGUGCUCUUCUUGAGUUACGGCCUUUGCCAGGAUGCAGUUCGCCUUUUAUUGGGACUGAAUAAAGGGGCUGAUCUCAGUGACAUUCAGAAGGCAUCUGCCGGGUCUUUAGCCUCCAUCUUCUCUGCCAUGGCGUUGUGUCCCACAGAGCUGGUCAAAUGUCGUCUGCAGGCCAUGCACGAAAUGGAGGCAACUGGCAAGGUGGCGAAAGGACAAAGAAGCACAGUGUGGAGUGUUAUUAAUACUGUGUUGAAGACAAACGGCCCUCUGGGUUUCUAUCAAGGACUGACAUCUACCAUUGUGAGAGAGGUUCCAGGUUAUUUCUGCUUCUUUGGGGCCUAUGAAUUGUGUCGAUCUAAAUUUGCACAACACAUGGGUACAGACAAGGAGAGUAUAGGUAUUCUUCCACUCAUGUUCAGCGGUGGGUUUGGAGGAGCUUGUCUUUGGCUCAUAGUCUAUCCCAUUGACUGUGUGAAGUCCAGGAUCCAGGUCUACUCUUUAGCUGGGAGGCAAGAGGGCUUUAUGAAGACCUCCUUGAGUAUCAUACGCACCGAGGGCUUUGCUGCUCUGUACUCCGGCCUGACUCCUACUAUGAUACGCACCUUCCCUGCCAAUGGAGCGCUGUUCCUGGCUUACGAGUUUAGCCGCAAGUUUAUGAUGGAUGCUGCUGGUGCCUGAUGAGAAGGGUCUUCCCACUUCAAGCAACUAUUCAGAUGAAACACUGCCUUCAGUAUUUCUAAAAUAAAUAUUAAAGUUGAUUUGCAUCUCAAUGUUUGAAAUCUAAGUAUGAGUUUAACUUGUAGGACUGAAGAUUUUGCAACAAUAUAUACACCUCGUUUCUGUGCUGGUCGCGGUUAUGUAAAAUAAAGUUUUAAACAAGUCUUAAUGUCUU